CGGGCUGCUUCAACAAAUGGCCGCGAGACCAUCGUCCGUAUGUUACUCGAUGGUGGCGCGGAUGUUAACGCACUGAGCGAAUCUCACGGCACAGCGCUUCAGGCUGCUUCUGUCAGUCGCCACGAGAACGUCGUUCGUAUGUUACUCGAUCGUGGCGCGAAAAUUAACGCACGAAGUGGAUAUUACAACGACACAGCGCUUUAUGCUGCUUCUGAAAAUGGUCAUGAGGCCAUCCUCCGUUUAUUGCUUGAUCAU
Messenger RNA from Aureobasidium pullulans EXF-150, 255 nucleotides. Its product is annotated as ankyrin. The transcript has a single exon. The annotation marks the transcript as partial. Gene Ontology annotation, molecular function: protein binding. Lineage: Eukaryota; Fungi; Ascomycota; Dothideomycetes; Dothideales; Saccotheciaceae. The record is from RefSeq and is a predicted model, not a curated record.